Messenger RNA from Suricata suricatta (meerkat), 2839 nucleotides. It is a transcript of the gene SPRN, whose product is annotated as shadow of prion protein. The coding region runs from base 1 to 387 and encodes 128 amino acids. Gene Ontology annotation, molecular function: nucleic acid binding. Gene Ontology annotation, cellular component: membrane; nucleus. The record is from RefSeq and is a predicted model, not a curated record. Gene Ontology annotation, biological process: protein import into nucleus. The transcript is spliced from 2 exons. NCBI's taxonomy places the organism in Eukaryota, Metazoa, Chordata, Mammalia, Carnivora, Herpestidae.
AUGAGCCUCCGCGUCUGCCCGCCCCCAAUCCUAGGGCGGAGGCCUCGCGCAAAAUCCGGGCUCGGCGCUCGGGUGCAGGGUCUCAGGCACCGCCGGCUCCUUCCCACUCCGCCGCGGCCCCUGGAGCGGUUCCGACAGAAGCCCAAGGCGGGGGCGGCGGCCGGAGCAGCGGCCGGCCUGGCGGCGGGUUCUGGCUGGAGAAGGACCACAGGCCCCGGGGAGCGCGGCCUGGAAGACGACGAGGACGCGGCACCAGGCGGCAACCGGACGGGCCAAGGUGUCUACAGCUACCGGGCGUGGACUUCGGGGGCCGGGUCCACCGGCAGCCUGCGCCUCUGCCUGCUGCUAGGCGGUGCCCUUGUUGCCCUGGGGCUGCUGCGGCCCUAGGCCUGGCCGGGCUCGGGGCCAAGUCCGGCCCCCAGCCCGCGCCCUCCCCGCAGCAUCCCCCAACUCCGACCCGGGCCGGCCCUUGGCCACCAGCCGCUGAGCACCCCUUCCCGCCGCUGCCCGUGGCCUCCGACCCAGAGAGGCGGCCUGGGCGAUUCCAGCCAGCCCGGGCAGGAGCUGCGGCUUCUCCUACGGGUGCCCACUGACGCCCCCAGUCCACCCCUCGGGCCAGGUUCCUCCCCAGAUUCCCCAUCCCCCAUCCUACCAGAGGACCAGGACCCUUCAGUCCCAGGAUGCCCCGCCUACCGCCUGGAUGUCAGGGUCCCCCUGCCCCUCCAUCCAGGCCAGCUCACCACCAUGUCUCCAGAGCUGCCCAAAGUGAUGUCCCAAGACCAGGCUGCUCAGGCCAUUCCAGCCCUCCUGAGGGCCCUGUGGCCCCCACCCCUCACAGAAGCAGCCAGACUGGACCAACGAAUCUGAAGAUUUGGGGGGAGAGGUUUCCCUUACAGGUUUUAGUGUGCCUACCACCUGUCCAGGAGAGGCCAUCUGUGGACUCUGGAGCCCAGGCAUGCCCAUCACGUCUCGGAUAAUCCCCAGAGCACGCCCUGACACAGCGGCUGCCCCAGAGCCUGGCCCCGCACCCUCGGGCCCGAAGUGUGCCCCCUCCCUGGGCAGACACUCUCAAGACCACUGCCAGGCGCCUUUUGGAGCCACUGUGCUCUAACUUGAAACAAGUCACUUAACUCUUCUUGGGACCUAUUUUGGGAAUUGGGGGGACCCACGGUUUAAACUUCAGGAGCUUUUCAUUUCCUUUGAGCGUCAGGCUCAUGUUCUGGAACCAGUGCUUGAGGGCUCUCCCGAUGGCCACUGCCACACCCCUGGAAGGGUGCUCCCCAGGACAGCCAGCUGUGGCUCAGGAGGCCUGUAGCUGUGGCAGCACCUCCAUCUCCCAACAAGCAGCUGCCCGGACGGUGAGGACGGGGUGUGAAUGGUGGAGGCCAGAUCUCAAGUCAGAACCAACAGGCCACAGGCAGGUCCCUGGAGGCGGGCUGUGGCAGCAAGCACAACCAGAUGUGGGAUUGCGCUGGCUGAGCAGCUGACUCCCGCAACACCGCGGCGGCCGUCCCGCAUGUGAGGACGUUCUGAGGACAGGAGGCGCCCAGGGAAGCAUCUACGGAAACGCCAGGCGGGGCCCUGCAAAAGUCCGCCUCUGGCACACAACCUGUCUGCAGACCAGCCUUUGCUUCUCAGGCGCCCGAAGUCCGCUUCCCUUGAGCCUCCGGCCUGGUUCGCUGUCCGUGAGCUCAAGCCCGGGGGUCUUGACUCCUCACACCGUCCACCCCACGUCCCUCGGCGGAACGUCGUCCCGGGCCUGGGUCCUCUGGAUCUCCCCAUUUCGGUGCUCACUGAAAGCCUCACCUGCCGCUGGUCUGCCUCCCAGAGUCUGCCCUGCCCCCCCCCCCCGACUAUGGGGCCUCUGGACGCAGCUGACAGAUGCCAGUGCCAAGACCAGCACCUCCAGGGGAGGGGGGCCUGGCGUCUCUGCUCGCCCACAGCUGGUCAGGUCUGGUCAGGGGGAGGGUCACUGAUCUACCAGCGGAACCCUGGACCAAGCAUUUUUCUCCAAAGACCAGGACACGGAGCCACAACUUCCUGCACAGGCACUGCCAGCGCUCUUGGGGUGCAAGCCCAGGUGCCCCUCCCUCCAUUCCAGACCAAAUUUGAUGCAACCAAAGACCAGCAGGCCACGGCCCAGCCCUGCCCAGAGCCUCAGGGGCGGUGACCAUUCUGCCACCGUACUGGCAGGCAGCACAGGGAGACCCAUCAGGGCUGUGCCUCAGGCCAGGAGCAUGGGUGGGCCCGGCCUCUGAGAUGCCCACACAGGCUGCCUGGCACCACGCACCAUCCCGAUUCCCAGAGCCUGUCCACAUCUGGCACAGUCACAUGCUUGAGCACUUCCUGCCCCACUGGUCAGGGUCCAAGCAGGAGGCAGACGGCAGCCAGGCUGGGGAACCUCAGCUUAGGAAGUGUGUGCCGGUGUGGGCACUUUCAGGAGGGGGGGGGUGCUUGGCAGAGACUCCAGGGGCUCCAGGAAGGCCACACACCAGACACAGAAGGGGCAGAGCUGCUGACCAGGUCCACCCCACCCCCUCUCCCUUCUCUACCCUUUUCUGGAAUGCAGGCUGGCAGGUAAAGUUCCCUGGGAAAGAGUCCCACUGUCCUGUUAGCUGGAAGGUGCUCGGGGGUGGGGGGGGAGCGGUGGGAAGCCCUGGGGUCCCCUUUGACCACACCAGCAACCAUCGCAGCCCACGCGCAGCUGGCCGUGAGCAGGGCAGCCCCCAGGGCCCUGAGGGGACGGUUCCUAGGUUCAGCCACAGAUACUUGGAAACUCCGGUCCAGCUUAUGUGCACAUCUUGGUCGUGUCGUGAAAUAAACUCUCCGCUAGCAAACA